UUCCUCCUCUCCUCUCCCCUCGCUUCCCUUCCGCAUCGGCGCCCUACCCUACCAAACCCAGUCCACCACCCCCCACUUCUCCCCUUUCCUUUCCAAAUUCCAUCCCAAUUCCAUCCAAAACCACCACCACUACCAAAUCGUAUACAAUUCUCAGAGAUUCGAAUUCCCCUUAGCACCACUGCCAUUAUUAUCUUCUCCGUCGGGAAGGAAGGAAGGAAGGAAGGAAGGAAGGAAGGAAGGAAGGAAGGAAGGAAGGAAGGAAGUCGAACUCGAACUCGAGGGUCGGCCUGCCUAUUUGGGUGCCUUUUGUCGCCCACUGUUGGGUGCGCGUCUGAGCGUCUCCUCAAUUCUCGUGCGGCGAGGGAUCUGCCCGUCUAUGGUCGCCGGCGGGAGGGCGGUCCUGCGGCGGGCGAAGAUGGGCGGCGACGACGACGACGAGUACGUCGUGGACGAGGACGAGGAGGAGGAGGUGGAGGAGGAGGAUGACGUUGAGUACGCGGCGGCCGCGUGCUCCGACGAGGACGCCUCCGAGGAGGAGGCCGAGGACGAAUCUGACGCCGACUUCGACGGGGACGCGGAGGAGGAGGAGGAGGACGACGAGGAUUUCGAGAUCGACAAGCCGCGGCACCGGCCGAGGCGCCCUCCCAGGCCUCCCCCCAGGCCCCGCGGGCGGGGCAGGAAGAAGGCCAAGUCGGACGACGACGACGAUUCCGACGCCGAUUCCGAGGAGGAGGAGGAGGAGGACUUCGAGAUCGACGCGCCGCGGCCCAGGCGGCGGCCGGCCAGGGCUCGCGGCCGGGGCCGGAAGCGGAGGCGGAGGCAGGAGUCGGAGCAGGAGGAAUCCGAUGCGGAUUUCGAGGAGGAGUUGGAGGAGAUCGAGACGCCGCGGCCCAAGCCUCGCCGACGGGCCAGGAAGGCCAAGCCGCGCGACGACGACGACGACGACGACUCCGAUGCGGAUUUCGAGGAGGAGGAGGACGAGGAUUUCGAGAUCGACACGCCGCGGCCGAGGCGUGCGCCGACGGCUCGCUCCCGGGGCAGGUCGAGGAAGCAGGAAGAAGAGUCUGACGCGGAGUUGGAUGGGGAGGACGAGGGCUUCGAGAUCGAGACGCCGACGCCGAGGUGCGCGCCCACGGCUCGCUCCCGGGGCAGGGCGGGGAAGCAGGAAGACGAGUCUGACGAGGAGUUCAAUGGGGAGGAGGAUGGAUUGGGCAACGAGGAGGUGGAGGUCGAGGCGCCAUGGCCGAAACGCCCAGCCACGGUUCGGUUCCGGCGCAGAAGGGAGGAGCAAGAGAUCGAGUCUGAUGCAGAUUUCAAAGGGGAGGAGGAAGAAGUGGAGAAUGAGUUGGAGGUCGAGACCACACAGCCAGCCAUGGACCCUUCCUGGGGUAGGAGUGAGGAGCAAGAGGAUGAGUCUGAUGCAGAUUUCAAAGGGGGGGAGGAAGAACUAGAGAAUGAGGAGUUGGAGGUCGAGACCCCACUGUCAGCCAACUUUCGCUCUGGUGGCAGGAAUGUGAAGGAGGAGGAUGAGCUUGAUGCAGAUUUCAAUGUGGUUGAGGAGGAAGUUGAGGAUCAGGAAGAGGAUGACGAGCUGGAGAUGGAGACGCCAGAGUCAGUCAAGUAUCACUCCGGUGGCAGGAAUGUCAAGGAGGAUGAGCUUGAUGCAGAUUUCAAUGUGUCUGAGGAGGAAGUUGAGGAUCAGGAAGAGGAUGAAGAGCUGGAGAUCGAGACUCCAGAGUCAGUUAAGUAUCGCUCUGGUGGCAGGAAUGUGAAGGAGGAGGAUGAGCUUGAUGCAGAUUUCAAUGUGGCUGAGGAGGAAGUUGAGGAUCAGGAAGAGGAUGAAGAGCUGGAGAUCGAGACGCCAGAGUCAGUCAAGUAUCAGUCCGGUGGCAGGAAUGUGAAGGAGGAGGAUGAGCUUGAUGCAGAUUUCAAUGGGGCGGUGGACGAAGUUGAGGAUCAGGAAGAGGAUGAGGAGUUGGAGACCGAGACGCUACAGCCGAGGAACCUGUCCGAGGCUCGUGGCAAGGGCAGGAAGGUGAAGUCAACACGCUCUAGCCGGCAGAGGCACGAGGAUGAUGAUGAUUACGAGGAAGAGAUCGAGGAUGAGGAUGAAGACUUUGAUCCGGAGGUGGACGAAGAUGAGGAGGAUGAGGAGGAAGAUGUUGAAGAAGAAGAUGAUGAUUUGGGGGAUUAUGCCCCAACUCGUGCCACAAAUGUUAGACCUAGGAACCACUUGGCCAAGCGGAAGCCAGCGGCUGGGCGCCAACACCGUAAGAGGAAGAGUAGUUCCAAGGGAAAGACAAGGAAUGGCACGUCAGCACGUCGGCGUAGGAGCAAGCGGCGGGUGGCUGACGACUAUGAAGACGAUGAGGAGGAAGAGGAUGAUGAUGAUUUUGUUGUCAAGGACGACGUGGAGGAAGAGGUCAAUUACCGGCCAAGGAAGAAGGCCAAGGUUGGGAGGAAGACGAGGGAAGGUACUGCAGAGCCAGUUGCUGUGGGAGAAGCAUGGCCAUCAGUCGAAUCUGACACAUCAGAAUUUGAGUUUGUGACAUCUGACGAGGAUCAUGCUGAGAAGGAAACACCAGUUGCUGAGCCUGCGAGGAUCAAGAGAAAGAAGGGUAGGAGGAAGAGGGGUUCUGAAUCAGACUCGUCUUCAGACUCUGAUUAUGUCAUAUCGGAGGAGGAACUUAAGGAUUUGGGGGUGCCUAGGCCCCAAGAGAUCGUGCCACAGCUGCCUUCGCCCCCAGCACGAAGGACCAUUGCUCCUAGGAGGGUAGACGAGAAGGGAAAAGAGCCAGAGGAGGCUUUGAAACAGAUAUGUGGUAUCUGCCUCUCAGAGGAGCAGAGAGCUACAAUACAGGGUGUGCUUAAUUGCUGCUCACACUACUUCUGCUUCGCGUGCAUCCUUGAGUGGUCAAAGGUGGAGUCGAGGUGUCCACUGUGUAAACGGCGUUUCAACACAAUUACCAAGUCAUCAGUGGCAGAUCUAGGAUUGGGGUUGAGGAAUGCUCCUGUUAGGGUAGAAAAGCGCGAUCAGGUAUACCAGCCCACUGAAGAUGAAAUGAGGCGAUGGUUGGACCCAUACGAAAAUGUUGUAUGUAUAGAGUGCAAUCAAGGCGGUGAUGACAAUCUCAUGUUGCUAUGUGAUAUAUGUGAUUCCUCUGCACAUACUUUCUGUGUUGGUCUGGGAAGAGAAGUACCAGAAGGCAACUGGUACUGUGGUGGGUGUAGAUCCAGUGUGGAAGGGCCUUCUCAUGCACAAACACAGGAUAGGGUGGUUCACCGUGGAGAUAGUAACAUGAACACCGCCGAUAGCAGUUCUGGUUCGUUGGGCAGAUCUACAUCAAGUGGAGUGUUCCAGAGACCACCACCAAUAAACGUUCAGCCUUCUUUGCAAGGAUUUGAUCUAAAUCUCUCUCCAAUAGAAACACCUGAGGAAGAUAAGCGAGCCGAGUCACAUCUCUCAGCUGAACCUGUAUCAACUCCUACUGGGAGGCAUGCAACUCUUGAUAGAAGGCGUGCCUUGAACCGACGCAUUCGUAUUCUUCUAUUUAGACCUAGGACUGCAACUAAUGCUUGGCAGAAUAGCAUUCAGCAAGACAGAAGCGCACCAGCAACAGAACAAAAUCAACGGAACGCCUGCACCUCUACAGAUGUGAGCCCAUCAUGUUCCAGGGCUGAUUUUAUGCAGAGCCAGCAGAGUAGCUCACAUUUUGUACAGUCUGCAAGUAAUCUUAAUCAAUGCACUGAUGAGGGUGGAAGCAAUUUCCGAGAAGUUGCAAAUGCCAAGGACCAGCUGAUUCCUAUUGUCAAGAAGAGCAUCAAGCACAUUUGUGCCCGGUCCCCAUUGGAUCAAUCCUCUUUCACGAAUGUAGCACGGCGGGCGACACACACUAUCUUAGCGUUGUCUGGUAUUGCGCACAACAAGGAUAGGGUUGUUUCUACACCUUUUCCUUUUCCUAGCCAUUGUUGCCACGCCUGUGAUGGCCGAGAGCCAGCGUUUCUCAUGAGAACCAUCUGCUCGUCAUGCUUCAACUCAUUCGUUGGUGAUGUCGUCAGUCACAUCGCUAAUAUGUUUUCUUGAAGUAGGUGGUCUUUUCAAGCUGGCAUUUCUCUCUCUGCUGUCAUCAUUCUUUGAAUUUAUAGACACUUGGAAAGAUUAUACGGAUACGAAGGUGUUAAUGGAUGUUGGAUAGCUUGAAAUAUAGAUCAUUUCUAAAUGAUGCAUUCUCUUUUGGAACUAACUUCUUAAUUGACUUGUCAUUAGCCAUCCUGACAAGUUUCAAGGCUUCCAGCAAGCUGCUACAGUCUUCAAUGAUGAUGCCCUCCAAUGAUCUUUUUUAUUGCGAACUGUGUAACUUGCUUUUCCUUUCUCUCAGUAUUAUAUGCUUUAUCUCCAACAGAAGUGGAGCAUCUUAUAUAUCAUGAGAGAAAUCCGGAGGAGAAAAACUGAACAUUAAUAUGUUGAGCAUGCCACUAUGAACAUUAGAAAUUGAGAAUAGGAUAUAGGACCAAAGUUUGUAUAUACAAGCAUAUAACCACAUGUGCGAGUCUGCUAGAUCUGAUGCACUGUUAAGAAAAUCUCUGCAUAUCAUUCCAUUAGUGUUUGUUAUACUUUGGAAGGAAUAACCUUUCUUGGUAGGAAUAGCUUGUGUCCUUUUCACUUGGUGUUCUCAGUUCGGUAUCUUUCUUGUCUGCACUUGGUGAAGCCCCCUCUCAUAACUGAAGCGAGGCGGUAUUCGAUUUAUCGGAUUUUGAGCUACCUGCCCUUUUCCCUUUUCUUGCUCUGAUAUUCCUCUUCCGAGUCUUCCUCUCGAGUCCUAUAUUCUUCUUCUAGGGUCCUAUAUAUCUAAAUUCAACAAUUCCUGAACCCUUUUUAUCUUUGUGUUCAUCUGUACGGUUUGUGCAAUUAUGUUACCAUCUUGCCCUUUUCCAA
Messenger RNA from Triticum aestivum (bread wheat), 4936 nucleotides. RefSeq names its product trichohyalin. Bases 377 to 4084 code for a protein of 1235 amino acids. Lineage: Eukaryota; Viridiplantae; Streptophyta; Magnoliopsida; Poales; Poaceae. The transcript is spliced from 4 exons. The record is from RefSeq and is a predicted model, not a curated record.